AUGUCUCGGUUCAUCUUCACCAUGCGUCUUACCGUAGCAGAGGGCGCGAGGACGACGACGACCGCGCCACCGUCUUCUCGCGUCCGGGAGCUGCUUGUGCUUGACGAACAUCGUCCACCGUCUUCGCGCGUCCGGAAGCUGCUUGACGAACAGCGUCCACGGAAGAUGAUCGACAACAUGGCUCUGAUCAUCAUAGACCAGACGUACUCUGCCUUGCUCGAGAUCCUCGGGCCCGAGGCACCGCCUUCCGGCGACGGGCUCGUCCAGAUCAGCCGGCCCGUGGACCCCGCCGACCCUGAGUCGCCGGUGCUCAGCGUCAACGCCAGCGCCACGCACUGCUGCAUCAGCCUGACCGACAGCUUAUACGGCGGCGUCGACGGCCCAGAUUACGCGAACGCCACCUCGCCGAAGCAGAGCAGCAGCUCGCAGUACCGCCUCGCCCGCGCGACCAUCACCGCCUCGCCGGGCACGCUUCACCUGGCACGAGUCGACGGCGGGGGCUGGGGGGACUACUGGGCGUGCGCGGACGUUCAGCCGGCCGACGUCGCCAACAAGGGCUUGCUCGGGGUGCUGGAGACGAUCAAGGCGCGCCUGGACGCGGCGAUCCGGUUGGAGGACACGCUGCUCAGGAUGGCGAAGAGUAGCGGCUGCCGGAGCACCAAGAUCAGGGAGGUCAUCGAGGUGCGCGAGGCGUUAGAGAAGAUGAGAGCGGCGGUGGACCUCGACGCGAUCAUGCGCCGCCGCUGUCGCCGCCUCCUCAUCCAAGAGGAGAUCGCCUGCCGGCCGGAUGUGGAUCAGGCGUGCGACGCAGACGUGCUGGCCAAGAGGUUAAGCACACUGCACGUAGGGCAGAAACGCGGCUGCCCUGUCCAUGAGGUGAGCUACCACCGGCUGCCGGAGCCGGACGAUGCAGAGGUGCUGACCAAGAAGUUGAAGGCCCUGCACGUAUGA
Messenger RNA from Miscanthus lutarioriparius, 951 nucleotides. The record is from the annotation of a GenBank genome assembly. NCBI's taxonomy places the organism in Eukaryota, Viridiplantae, Streptophyta, Magnoliopsida, Poales, Poaceae.